Messenger RNA from Chlamydomonas reinhardtii, 1117 nucleotides. RefSeq lists its product as uncharacterized. Bases 91 to 660 code for a protein of 189 amino acids. NCBI's taxonomy places the organism in Eukaryota, Viridiplantae, Chlorophyta, Chlorophyceae, Chlamydomonadales, Chlamydomonadaceae. The transcript is spliced from 8 exons. Gene Ontology annotation, molecular function: GTPase activity; GTP binding. The record is from RefSeq and is a predicted model, not a curated record. Gene Ontology annotation, biological process: protein transport.
CUUAAAGAAUCACAAUUAAACACGAACGAAGCAGAGGAGGGGAAACUGCCUCGGUGACGGAAGUCGGAAGCCAAGCCCUAAAUACAAACAAUGCCACCAACUAGCGGCAUCCUUGCCUGGUUCACAUCAUGGUUGGAUUGGUUGCGGUCGCUCUUCUUCAAGCGCGAAAUGGAAUUGUCGCUGGUUGGGCUCAACAAGGGCGGCAAGUCCACGCUGGUGCAGGUCCUCACGACUGGGCAAUACACUGAGGACACAAUUCCCACGGUCGGCUUCAACAUGCGGAAAAUGACCAAGGGAGGAGUGACAAUCAAGAUGUGGGACCUCGGUGGCCAGCAGCGCUUCCGGAACCUGUGGGAGCGGUACUGCCGCGGUGUGCAGGCCAUCGUGUUUGUGGUGGACGCUGCGGACCUCGACAACGUGCCCAUGGCCCAGCGGGAGCUGCACUCGCUGCUUGAGAAGCCCAGCCUCAAGAGCAUCCCGCUACUGGUGCUGGGCAACAAGAACGACCUGCCGGGGGCCCUGGGCGUGCAGCAGCUUACUGACGCACUGAACCUCAAGGCUCUGACGGAUCGCGAGGUGUGCAUCUACAGCAUCAGCUGCAAGCGUCAGAACAACAUAGACGUAACGCUUGAGUGGCUCACCAAGCACGCCAAGUCCUAGGCUGCGCCACUCGGGGCCUGGUGGUGUAGGCCUGGUCACUCCACGGUGGUUGGCUGAAGUGGAGGGGCAUGGGGGGGGCACAAGCCGCAGCGCGCCGGUGGGAGGUGGAGGCUGCACGACAUAGCGCAUUGACCUGUUGCUGACGCAGAGGCAUGGGUGAUAGGCAUCGUGAAAUAAUGGGCACACUACGGAUGUGUAGGCGGGUUUGUGUCAUGUGCCGUGUGCGGACCUUGAAGUUGAAGGCGCAGCACAAGCACAGUUGAGGGUGGAUUUGUCGUCGAUUUGUAUCUACACAGUCAUGAGGGCUGUGACUACGUAAAAAGAGAUACAAAUGGGCAGGGUACCCGGCGGUUUGAUGAAACUGCUCUGCAGAGCUGUUGCACCAAUACGCAAGCGUGGCUAAGAGGCCAUGUAAUACGGCAAAUGCCAUCUGCAUCCCCUGUAAUAGGCUAGGAUA